This is a messenger RNA of Octodon degus (degu), 687 nucleotides long. RefSeq names its product IQ domain-containing protein F5-like. Gene Ontology annotation, molecular function: calmodulin binding. The coding region runs from base 105 to 686 and encodes 193 amino acids. The record is from RefSeq and is a predicted model, not a curated record. NCBI's taxonomy places the organism in Eukaryota, Metazoa, Chordata, Mammalia, Rodentia, Octodontidae. The transcript is spliced from 3 exons.
GGUGGAGGAGACAGACCUGAGCAAGAUGGAAACAACUACCUUCUAACCAUGGGGAAUUUAGGGGAUCACAGACCUGAGGGAUUUGAACCAUCUACCUAGAAGUCAUGGGUAUUCGGUUUUGUAAGGAUGGCCAAUGUUGUGAAAUCAUAAUAGAAGAUGUUGAUGAAACCACUGUGUGGAGGGAAAAGGAUAAGAAAAAACCUCCACCUCCACCUCCUCCAAAACCAAAACCAAAACCAAAACCAAAACCAAAGAAGCCUCCUUCUGACCGUGUGCAGGCAGCUAUAAAGAUCCAGGCCUGGUGGCGGGGCACACUGCUGAGGAGGACACUGCUGCAUGCAGCACUGAGGGCAUGGAUCAUCCAGUGCUGGUGGAGGCACACGUUGGCCAGGCUGCUGGAGAAGAGGCGAAAGGCAGCGCUGGAGGUGUAUGCCUGGCAAACGUUGGCAUCUGUGAAGCUCCAGUCCUGGUUCCGAAUGUGGCGCAUCCACCAGCGAUACUGUCGUUUGCUCAAGGCUGUGCGCACCAUCCAGGUCUCUUGGCGCUGGCACAGUUGCCAUACCCGUGGCUUUUUCCAGGGCAUAUAUGAGCUUACAGGAAACCACCUACAACUUCAGCUUGAUAUUUUCCUGGGAUCUCAGGUUUGUCGCAUUACAGACUGCAUCCCAUUUCCAAUAAAGAACUAAA